UCGCGCGCAAAGUGGGCGGGGCAAGUGGUAUCGGUCUGAAAGGUAACAGGUUGUCUUUAGCAAAUGUUUCCCUGGGGAUUAUUAGUUAGACCUGUCACAUUUAAAGAAACGUCCUUUACUUUUACACUAUUAGUUCUCAUGAAGGAGAGCAGCAGGAAGUAACAGAGGAACAUUCAGCAGAGUGAAAUAUAAACUUUGCCGUCAUAUCAGGAUGUCUGCUCCUGUCUCAGGUAGGAAGACCCCCGUGGACUAUGGCGUACAGAUUCGUUUUAUAAAUGACCUGCAAGACACCGGAGGGGGGGUGAGUGGGCAGCCUCGGAAAGAGGGGCCCAAAAAACAGCAGUCUCGCUAUGGAGUGGCAGUGAGGGUGCAGGGCAUCGGUGGGCAGCCCUACGUUGUACUGAAAGAGGGAGAGAAAGGAGAUUCAUAUGGAGUACAGCUGAGAACCCAACCACCUGCCUACAGCAGCCUGCCUAGGAGGAGAGAGGAUGGGGUAAUCCAGGGGCCGUAUUUCUCAUCUGGAGGGAACACCCCCCUGCGCCGUGCUCAGUCUCACGGAUCCCUGUUGGAGAGAGAAAACAGCAGCGAAGACUUUACAGAUGAACUCCGACGGCCGCUUGGUGAUGGACGCUCUGGUAGCUAUGCCAACCUGGAUGGAGGUGUUGGUAUGGGACCAGAGAGGGAGCGGCCCAGAGAAAGGAUGGAGAGAAAUCAGUGGGGUGGCUCCUACCAGACCGGGCUGAAUGGCACUUUGGGAAGAGGGAGAGGUGGAGGCAGUCAUUACACCUCAUCCGAAUCAAUCGAAGUAUCUCCACACAACCAGCACGCUCACAGCUCCAUCCGUCAGUCUCCUGCCCACAGACUCGUCGACAGGUUCGACGGGGGCUCUGUUGCACAGCCGGGUAACACUGGGACCACCACCAGGGGGCACUAUCCCGUCCUAAAUGCAGACGACAGACCUGCCUCAACCUCACCAUUACCUGCUUCAUCUCUCGUUCCAAACACAUACUCUUCACCACUGUCUUCCUCACCUGCUUCAGCCUACAGCAGCCUGGGACGUGGCUCAGGUUCUGUCGCCAAGGUCAUGGCCGUCUCUUCAUCUGCUCCAGUUGAUGCACCUGUGACCCCUGACCUAUUGAUGGACCAGGGUCAAAGUUCAGGGUCAGAGUUCUCAACCGAAGAUCAGAUACAGCAAAUAAUCUACGAUGUUCUACGUCAGGGGAGUACAGAGGGAGAUGCUUCCAUUAAGCGCAGAGUUCGAGUCAUCUGUAAUAAGAUCCAAGGCUUGAAGGUGAGCAGUUCUGAUGACUUGAAGGAGGAGCUUGAGAAAUGUCUGGAUGAAAACGUACAGCUGCAGGAACAGCUGGGAAGGAAGAACACAGAGCUGCACCAAUCACAUUCAGAGCUAACUCAGUUGCGAAUGGACAGAGAGAAUGCAGAGUCUCAUGUUAGAGAGCUGGAGGAUCAGCUGGCAGGACUACAGGAGGAGCUGAGGAGAGAGACAGACAACAAGGCUCAAGCUGACACUAUGCAUAUGGAGUUGAUGGCAGUGAGAGCUGAUUUGGCUGAAGCUGCAGUUCUGCGUCAGAAGCAGGAGGACAUUCUGAGGCAGAGAGAAAGGGAGCUGACUGCUCUAAAGGGGGCACUGAAAGAUGAGGUCUCCACACAUGACAAGGAGAUAGAAGCUCUCAGAGAGCAGUACAGCCAAGACAUGGAGCGACUACGGGCGAGCAUGGAGCAGGUUUCACAGUCUCAGGCAACUAUUGAAGCUGAGCGUCACCGUGUGAACUCUACGGUAAGGUCUCUUCAGCAGCAAUUGGAGGAGAGCAGAGAUGAGGGAAACCAUUGGAGAGAGCAGUUCCAGUCCAGCAGAGAAGAGCUACGUAACACCAAACAAGAGUUACUCCAGUCUCGUCUGGAGAAAGAGGAGUUUGAGGAGGAGCUGAAAGAUCUGCAGGAGAAAAUGACCACAAUGAAACAGCAGAUACCAGAUCCCAAACAGACGCAGACAGUCAGCCAGGAACUUGAGCGUUGUCGUGCUGACCUGCAGAAGGCCCAAGCAGAUUUGGAUAAAUUAAAAACAGAUCUUGACAAGAAGACAAUGGAAAUAGUGUUAUUAAAGAAGAGCAAACAGGAGCUUGAAGCAGAGCAGAAAUAUGAAAUUGACAGGCUGAAGGACCAGUCACGCAGAGAUAAGGAAGAGCUCACAAAAGCUCACGAGAGGGCCAAACAGCUAGCUGAACCCUCAUUGGUGGAGGACUUGCGCAGGGAGUUGAGUGACAUGCGAGAGGAGGUGGGCCGACUGCACAGUCAGCUGCUCUCAGCUGAAGAAGAGCUGCAGGCAGAGAGAGACAAACUCAGCUCUGCUCAAGCCCAAGCAAACAAUCUUACACAUGAGCACAAGGAACUCGAGGAAACCAACACGCGUAUGAAGGAGAGGCUCACACGCCUCGAGUCUCAGCUGCAGGAGCGCAUGUCUCAGAGUAUUGAGGCUGAGCAGGAGCAACAGGAGGAGACCAGGAGACUGAGGCAGCAGCUGGAGGAGUCCAGACGCGAGAACUCCAGACUGGGCCUGGAGAGGGAUGAGCUGGCUCGUAAUCUGGAAGAGAAGGAGAAAGACAGAGAAGCAGUCCGCAAGGAGAACACGCAGCUCGAUGACCAGAGGAGGCAGCAGGAGAGAGCGCUAGACAAACUCAAUAAAGAAAUGGAACGCUUGUCUGCAGCAUCCCGUGAAGAGGUGCGGCUCCUGCAGGCUCAGCUGGAUGAGCAAAGAGAGAAGUGGAGGAAAGAGCAGCAGGACUUGAAUAAAAACACCAAAGAGAAGCUCAGUGAGCUGGAGAGAGCUCAGAGCACCAUUCUGUCCCUACAGGAGGAGUUGGCCCGUCAAAAGAAGGAGCUGUUCUCAAGUUAUGAGGAUCGAGACAAUGCUUUAUUAGAUAAAGAGCUGCUCACCAACCGCCUCAAACAUCUGGAGAGUGAGAUAGAGACUCAGCGUACCACACAAAACGACCGUUCACGAGAGAUCCGCAGUUUGGAGGACAAAAUCAAGCAUUUGGAGCUUGAGUUGGAUGAGGAGAAGAACAGUGCGGAGAUGCUGACAGAAAGAAUCACCAGGAGCCGAGAUCAGAUUGAACAGCUGCGUGCAGAGCUCAUGCAAGAACGAUCCUCCAAACAAGACCUGGAGCUGGACAAAAAUGCUCUGGAGAGACAGAUAAAGGAGUAUAAGUCUCGUGUAGCUGAGAUGGAGGGCCAGUCACGUUCCUCUAAUGGCGUGUCUCAGCUGGAGAGCAAAAUCCAGGAACUCGAGGAACGACUGCGCACAGAGGAGAGAGAGAAGACCUCUGUACUGUCCUCUCAGCGACGGUUGGAGAGGAAACUGAAGGAGCUGAACAUCACCUUAGAUGAGGAGAGACAGCAGCACACGGAGCAGAGAGACCAGCUGACUCUGCGUGUGAAGGCUCUGAAGCGGCAGGUGGAUGAGGGAGAGGCUGAGGCAGAGCGGCUGGAGGGAUUGAGGAGGAAGGCCAUCAGAGACAUGGAGGAGCAGCAGGAACAGAAGGAGGCGCUGCAGUCCAGAGUCACAGCACUAGAGAAUGAACUCAAGAGGAAGAUCCAGCAGGCCCGACAGUCAGUUCUGGAGUCUUCAGUGCUUAGCUCUGAGGAUGAUGAUGAUGAUGGAUUGUAUGACCAUUCCAGCAUAACCUCCAUCCUCACCGAGAGCAAUUUACAGACCAGUUCCUGCUGAAGUCGAGAGAGGAAUCUUAUCUGUGGAAUGGGGUGUGAAUGAGAGCUGCCCGUUGAAACAGUACAUAAAAGGAAAAGGAUUGAUGCUUGAUUCGUGGACACAGAGUAACUUCAGUCCUGCGCUAAAAUAAAUGAUAGAUACUGAAACUCCAGUCUUCUGGUUUCCACCCCUGAGCUUUAACUGCUGUAACACAUCAACCCCAAUUAUUGUGCAAUCUGGGGUUAAACUCUUUUCUGUCCAUAAAACUGGACAACAUCUCGUCAUACACUGAGACAACUGACAUUUUAUCUGUCAGUGAGUCUAAUGGAUUUCAGGCAUUAUUCAUCUAGACCUCAGUUCCACCUUUUGAAAGAAAAGCCUUAAUGAUCCCUUUAGGUCAGCGUUUAGUGUAAAAAAAAGUAAUUUUAGAGGAGAUCAGUUCAGAGUUUAAGCCAUUUAGAAACUGAAUUGAGUAUAUAAGACAAUUUGAGUCAUUAUGGUUUAUUACUUGAAGUAAUUAGGGAUAAAUAGAAGAAACAAGAAGCUUACUUUUGUAUAAAGUGAAUGAAUGAAAGGAAACAUGAUUGAAUUCUGUUUUAAGGGCCCAGAGACCAAUCAUGAGCACUGAUUUCAUUUGGUAUAUGUUAAAAGAGACUGAUAGGAGAUGAAGGAUAUCAGGGUAUUAGUAGAAGGGAAAGGAACACAUCAAUGAAAUUUUUCCAAAAAUGCCAGUUAACACAGAGUAGUCAUGUGAAUGGAAGAAAUAUGUAUAAAAAGUAAAUGUUUGUCAUUAUAGUGUAGUAUAGCAAAAGCAACACAAAUAACAAUGCAGUUAAUAGUCCAAAACAUGCAUCUAAAAAUUGUGAACCUGUUUUACAGUUCUUGCAGGUGAGAAAUAGUAAAUCUGUUUAGUAACAAAAAAAGCUGUAAUAUGUCAUUAGUCUCCAGCUCUUCAUAAUAUACUUAUUUUUUUUAUGUUUACAGAGUGAAAAGGCAUAUCUAUAGGUACGAGUGAAUCAGUACUACACAGAUGCAUCACGGUUUAUAACAAUAUAAUCACAAUAAAGAUAUUUACAUUUCAGCUCCUUUAUUACCAACAUUUCUAUAUAAAACAAUGAACUUAAAGAAUGAGCAAGUUCAAUACUGACUUAACUGUAGCAAAUGUCAUUUAGCGUUAUAAAUAGCAGUUUUUUUUUUUUUUUUUUAAUCAAUCGUACUGUGAAAUUGUCUUUUCUUAUGCAACUACUAAAGCACAACCAGUUUUUCUAUUUCCACCAAAACUGUUAAUUGUUAACUGGCAGGCGAAAAAACAAAAAACAAAAAACAAGAUCAGUGUUUAUGUUCUAUCAUGCCUGAUGGAAAAACAAUGACAUUAAUUUUGUUUGUUUACAGCACAUGAUAUACUGUUGUGAACUUCAAUGUAUAAUAUUGAAGCAGAUUUAUAUAAAGUAACAGCACAACUGAUAUUUCCUACCGUUCAUACAGUAGUUGUCCUAUAAUCCUGUAGUGGAAAAAAUUGGUGUUUCUUGAUACCAAGCUGCCUUUUCUCGUCUAUAUCUACAGUACUUUAUCUAUGCACUCCUCAUCUGAUUCACAUGAAUGGAAAACCACUACAACGCCUUGUAUAUCUAAUAAUUAUUUUUUUGUAAUUGUUCUUGUUCCAAAGUAAAUGAGAAUGAUUUAUGUACUUGUAUUUUGUAUAUAUUUGUAAUAGAAUUUGCAUCACGCACUGAUCAAAUCAAAGGUUUGUAUUUUUCUGGAAGUAAAACCUUUUCUAUCAAAAAUAAAUUCAGUACUUUAAUA
This is a messenger RNA of Megalobrama amblycephala (Wuchang bream), 5527 nucleotides long. It is a transcript of the gene cgna, whose product is annotated as cingulin. Gene Ontology annotation, cellular component: myosin complex. The record is from RefSeq and is a predicted model, not a curated record. NCBI's taxonomy places the organism in Eukaryota, Metazoa, Chordata, Actinopteri, Cypriniformes, Xenocyprididae. The transcript has 21 exons. The coding region runs from base 212 to 3745 and encodes 1177 amino acids.